AAAACCAAGCCAUGAGUUUGAAGGAAUUGUCCGUGGAGCUCCGAGACAGGAUUGUGUUGAGGCACAGAUCUGGGGAAGGGUACCAAAAAAGCCCAAGAACAAUGUCGAUGAGCCCUAGGCAUACGACUCCUUUUUCUGUUUCCGAUAUCUUGAGUCCUCUUGAGGAGAGCUACAAGAAAGUAAGUAUGGAGAAUAACAACUUGGGGUCACCUCUCGCGUCGUACCGGCAGCCGCAGGUGUCUCAGGCGAUGAUGCAGCAGCACCACAUGGGCCAUAACGGGACGGUGUCCGCGGCAUACCAUAUGACUGCGACGGGAGUGUCCCAGCUGUCACACACCGCAAUGGGGGGCUACUGUAACGGCAACCUGGGGAACAUGAGCGACCUGACGCCCUACCAGGACGGCAUGAGAGGCAGCGCCACGGCCGCUGGCUGGUACGGAGCCAACACAGACCCGCGAUUCUCCACGAUCUCGCGCUUCAUGGGCUCUUCUUCGGGCAUGAACAUGGGCAGUAUGGGCAGCCUUGGCUCGCUAGUAGACGUGGGGAAAGGCAUGGGCCCGCUCUCGAGCACCCCGAGAAGGAAGAGGCGCGUGCUGUUCUCUCAGGCUCAGGUCUACGAGCUCGAGCGGCGAUUCAAACAACAGAAGUACCUAUCCGCGCCUGAGAGAGAACACCUGGCGAGCAUGAUCCACCUCACCCCGACCCAGGUCAAAAUCUGGUUUCAGAACCACCGAUAUAAAAUGAAGAGGCAAGCGAAGGACAAAGUUUCGCAGCAGCAGAUGCAACAGGACAGUAGUUCCUGUCAGCAGCAUUCCCCUCGGCGGGUGGCUGUGCCUGUGUUAGUGAAAGACGGCAAGCCAUGCCAAGGCAGUGCCCACACUCCCACCACUACUGUCCAGACACACCACCAACAAGGUGCCAAUGUUAUGAUCAUGUCCAGUAACGGUUCAGGCCUAGGUCAGCACCAGAGCCAACAGGUGGGUAGUGCAGAUCACUCUCCAGACCUAGCACAACACUCCGCCAGCCCACCGUCUCUCCAGACCCAGGUAGCCGGCCUCUCUCACCUGAACUCCUCCAGCGCCGAGUACGGGACGGCCCUGCAGUGCUCUGCUCUGUUAUAUGGCAGGACAUGGUGAUCUGUUAUGCCGCAGGACAUGGUGAUCUGUUAUGCCGCAGGACAUGGUGAUCUGUUAUGCUGCAGGACAUGGUGAUCUGUUAUGCCGCAGGACAUGGUGAUCUGUUAUGCCGCAGGACAUGGUGAUCUGUUAUGCCGCAGGACAUGGUGAUCUGUUAUGCCGCAGGACAUGAUGAUCUGUUAUACGGCAGGACAUGGUGAUCUGUUAUAUGGCAGGACAUGGUGAUCUGUUAUAUGGCAGGACAUGGUGACAGCCAGACAAACUAUGAUCACAAACACACAUACAACACUGCUCUCAAAGCUUUUUCAGCAAAGUCACUCAACAGACACGCAAAACAACAAACAAAUUGUACUUUGUGUACAUUUUGAACAACACCAUUUGGUGAAUUUUAGUUCAUGCUCUUCUAAAAUGUAAUUGGAUAUGAGGACAGUAAGUGGAGACGAAAGAAACUCGACAGAUGAAGUUAUGAGGAUAUGCGAGUUCAAUCUUCGCUUUGAAGUUGGAUUUCUUAUUUCUGUAAAUUAUACUGAAGCUAUACAGGGCUAGUCCUACAUCAAGAGGUCAUAGGCCCUACUCCUGUGUGUUGGUCAUUGGGCUAAAGAUCUCAAUAGAAAAACUGUGGGUGCUUUUCCAUUUUUUUCACAGAAGGCUCUGGUUUAUAAUAGAAUUUAAUGUAAAACGUAGCUUGUAUAUUUCUGUAAAAGGUUUGAAUUGAAUAUAUAGUUUUUAGCAAUCUGUUGUACAAAGUUUUUAGCGCUAUUAAUGGUUUGUGGUUGGUUACUUGAGUUCCAUCGGUAUUUGUACGUUUUAUUUACUUGUAACUUAUAUAGAUAGAUAUUACUUAAAUACAGCCAAACAAUCCUAUUAAUAAAUUAUGGUAAUAAAAUUCAUUCAGAUGCAUUUAUUGAAAUUGUUUUGUAUACUGUUUCAGAGAAUACAUAGGCCUACGAGAAACCUUGUCAAAUUAUUUUCAGAAAACGAAUAGGCCUUUACCUGUAGAAAAUUAAUAUUAUAAUAAUAAUUAAAUAAUAAUAUUAUUAUUAUUGUAGUAGUAAUAAUAAAGAUGAUGAUUCUAAUUAUAA
Oncorhynchus kisutch (coho salmon) is the source of this 2218-nucleotide messenger RNA. RefSeq names its product homeobox protein Nkx-2.1. Gene Ontology annotation, cellular component: nucleus. The coding region runs from base 12 to 1136 and encodes 374 amino acids. The transcript has 3 exons. Gene Ontology annotation, molecular function: DNA-binding transcription factor activity, RNA polymerase II-specific; RNA polymerase II cis-regulatory region sequence-specific DNA binding. Gene Ontology annotation, biological process: regulation of transcription by RNA polymerase II; cell differentiation. The record is from RefSeq and is a predicted model, not a curated record. Lineage: Eukaryota; Metazoa; Chordata; Actinopteri; Salmoniformes; Salmonidae.